Molecule: messenger RNA, 309 nt
Organism: Bursaphelenchus xylophilus (pine wood nematode)
Lineage: Eukaryota; Metazoa; Nematoda; Chromadorea; Rhabditida; Aphelenchoididae
Source: the annotation of a GenBank genome assembly
AUGAGAAUCUGUUUGGAUGAAUUGGAGUUGAUUCCGUCGGUAUGCAUUGUCCAGUCGAAGUUGAUCAUCAUGGAUAAUAUCCGAUUUGACACCUCUUUGAUGAGAAGGAUCUUCUUGAUGUUGCAUUUGGAGGCUUCGGUAAGAUCUUUGAAGAUUUCGGGACUGGGAUGUUGGUCGUGAGACAUGAAAAUUUUGGUGUGGGGCAAAUUUUACGUUUUGGACUAACAGGGGAAGUACUCCAAGUGCGACGCUCAGAUUUUCUUUAAACUUUGCACACACGUCGGGUAUGGACUGCAUAUCAAUUCCUGA